GCUGUUGUGCUUAUUCUUCUUUAGGCUACUGUAUCUGUUAAUUAUGCGAAUGCUUCACCCAACAAUAGGCUACGCUGUAUCUGGUUGUCUCCUGCGUCUAAGGAAUAAAUCGCUUUUACGCUCAUUGAAGGUAGCUAUUUUAUAGAAGUUUAUAACUGCAUAACAAACUAAAAUCAUAUUUAGCUUUAACCGCCAGUCGAGGACACAUUUCUGAGAGCGUGACAAUGAGGACGUCUCACAGCUCAGCAGUAAUGCUAGAUGUUGAAGACCAAUGUCAUUUUCAGUCAGUGUUUUCAACGUUUGCCAUGGUUGGAAAAGAGAGGAAAGGCAUAAUUAAAAUGGCCAAAUGGCGUCAAACGGCAAACCACGCUGCUCAAUUUUGAGACAGGGGUCCUGAAAUCGCUGUCGGGUUGAUGUCCAGCAAAUCGACAUGGACACAUCCGAUACUGUGAGGCACAACGGAAGGCAGCGGAAACCGGUCGGUUCGGCGGACCGCGGCGGCGUCGCGCGAUCGAACUCGGAAACGGAGGAGACGACCUUGCUGCAGGAUUCGGACUCGCGCUCCGGCUCAGACGCGGGGGAGGAUGGCCUCCCCACUGUACCUCCGAGCCUCAAGGGGGAGCUCGGAAACGUGCUACUGCUGUUCUUUCUGUACGUAUUGCAAGGGAUACCCUUGGGGCUGGCCGGGAGCAUACCUUUAAUCAUGCAGAGCAAGAAGGUCAGCUACAAAGACCAGGCCUACUUCAGCCUGGUCUUCUGGCCGUUCAGCCUGAAGCUACUGUGGGCGCCCCUAGUGGACGCCAUGUACGUCCAGAGGUUCGGCCGCAGGAAGUCCUGGCUGGUCCCGACCCAGUACCUGCUGGGACUGUUCAUGCUCUACCUGUCCGUCACGGCGGAGUCGCUGCUGGAGGGCGACGGUCGCCACGGGCCGGACGUCUUCGCCAUCACGGCGCUCUUCUUCACGCUGUCCUUCCUGGCGGCCACGCAGGACAUCGCGGUGGACGGCUGGGCGCUCACCAUGCUCUCCCGAGCGAACGUGGGCUACGCCUCCACCUGCAACUCGGUGGGCCAGACGGCCGGCUACUUCCUGGGCAACGUGCUGUUCCUGGCGCUGGAGUCGGCCGACUUCUGCAACAAGUACCUGCGGCAGGAGCCCAGGGACACCGGCAUAGUCACGCUCUCAGACUUCCUGUUCUUCUGGGCGGCGGUGUUCAUGGUGACGACCACGCUGGUGGCCGUGCUGAAGCGGGAGGACGCGCGACCGCGGGACGGGAGGAGUCCGGAGGAGGCGCAGGGGGGGAGGAGUCGGGAGGAGACGCAGGGAGUUCGGGAGACCUACAGGCUGCUCCUCUCCAUCGUCAGGAUGCCGACCGUUUUCACCUUCUGCUGCCUGCUACUCACGGCCAAGGUGGGCUUCUCCGCGGCGGACGCGGUGACGGGGCUGAAGCUGGUGGAGGCGGGCGUGCCCAAGGAGCAGCUGGCUCUGCUGGCGGUGCCCAUGGUGCCCCUCCAGAUCCUGCUGCCGCUCAUCAUCAGCAAGUACACCGCCGGGCCCCGCCCCCUGGACAUCUUCUACAGGGCCUUCCCGUUCAGGCUGCUGAUGGGGCUGGUGUACGCCCUGCUGGUGUGGUGGACCCCCACCGUGAAACAGGGGGGCGGAUUCCCCGUCUACUAUUACGCCGUGGUGCUGCUCAUCUAUGCCAUUCACCAGGUGGCGCUCUACAGUAUGUAUGUGGCCACGAUGGCCUUCCAUGCCAAGGUCAGUGACCCCAUGAUCGGGGGCACCUACAUGACCCUGCUGAACACGGUCACCAACCUGGGGGGGAACUGGCCCUCCACCCUGGCACUGUGGCUGGUGGACCCCCUCACUACCAAGGAGUGCCAGGGGCCAGGCUCACCGAGCUGUGGGUCCCCAGCGGAGGCAGAGCUGUGCGCUCAGGAGGGGGGUGUGUGUGUCACCGUGCUGGACGGAUACUACGUGGAGUCGGUGGUGUGCGUGGUGCUGGGGCUGUGCUGGUGGCUCUGGCUGGGGAAGAGGAUGAGGGGCCUACAGGACCAGAGCCCCGCAGCCUGGAAGUGCCGAAAGACCCAGUGACCUCUGACCCCAGUGACCUGCCGCGCCCUCGUACCUCCCCUCUUCACCUCCUCCUUCCCCCCGGUUCUUAAAAGGCUUCGCUUACUUCUCCCUAUCUCUGUUUUCCUUCAUGUUCUUCUCUCUGUCUCUCCCUUCCCUCUCUCCCUCUCUCACUCUCCUUUUUCUCUCAAUUCCCUCUCC
This is a messenger RNA of Anguilla anguilla (European eel), 2275 nucleotides long. RefSeq names its product acetyl-coenzyme A transporter 1-like. The transcript has 7 exons. Gene Ontology annotation, molecular function: acetyl-CoA transmembrane transporter activity. Gene Ontology annotation, cellular component: membrane. Lineage: Eukaryota; Metazoa; Chordata; Actinopteri; Anguilliformes; Anguillidae. The record is from RefSeq and is a predicted model, not a curated record. Bases 431 to 2095 code for a protein of 554 amino acids.